This is a messenger RNA of Dromiciops gliroides (monito del monte), 2531 nucleotides long. RefSeq names its product potassium inwardly rectifying channel subfamily J member 4 (gene KCNJ4). Gene Ontology annotation, biological process: potassium ion import across plasma membrane; regulation of monoatomic ion transmembrane transport. Bases 393 to 1715 code for a protein of 440 amino acids. Gene Ontology annotation, cellular component: plasma membrane. The transcript has 2 exons. Lineage: Eukaryota; Metazoa; Chordata; Mammalia; Microbiotheria; Microbiotheriidae. The record is from RefSeq and is a predicted model, not a curated record. Gene Ontology annotation, molecular function: inward rectifier potassium channel activity.
GAGGCCAGGGGAGCCAGGAGCUGAGGCCCAGGGCAGGCGCCAAAGUUAGGGGGCCCUGGCCGGCGAGGGCACCGAGAGGGGAGAGCGAGGGAGAGCUGAGCGGAGGGGACAAGACUGAAGGGGACCUCGAGCCCUACUGGCCAGGCCAAGUUUGGGGGAGGGGGGAGAUCGAAGCCACCCUCCUCCCCGGCCUGCACCCAUCGCCUCCCUCCGCCAGCACGGAUCCAGGCACAGACGUUGGGACGGAUUUCUCCGUGGGAUGUAGCACCCACCGCCGGCCUUCAGUCUGGAGCUGUUUUCUCCAGAGGUUACGCUGGGAAACUCCGACCCCCCCUAGGUCCAGCGUCAUCCCGGGUGGUGAGGACGGCCACUGGAGCUUGGCCCGGGGCGGGAUGAACGGACACAGCCGGAACGGGCAGGCCCACGCCCCCCGGCGGAAGCGCCGCAACCGCUUCGUCAAGAAGAAUGGCCAGUGUAACGUCUACUUUGCCAACCUCAGCAACAAGUCCCAGCGGUACAUGGCCGACAUCUUCACCACCUGCGUGGACACGCGCUGGCGCUACAUGCUCAUGAUCUUCUCGGCCGCCUUUCUGGUCUCGUGGCUUUUCUUCGGCCUCCUCUUCUGGUGCAUAGCCUUCUUCCACGGGGACCUGGAACCCGGCCCGGCCCCGGCGCCCGGCCCGGCCGGAGCGGGCCCCGGGGGAGGCGGGAGCCCGCCGCCCGCCGCGGCCAAGCCGUGCAUCAUGCACGUGAACGGCUUCCUGGGGGCCUUCCUCUUCUCGGUGGAGACGCAGACCACCAUCGGCUACGGCUUCCGCUGCGUGACGGAGGAGUGCCCGCUGGCCGUGAUGGCCGUGGUGGUGCAGUCCAUCGUGGGCUGCGUCAUCGACUCCUUCAUGAUUGGCACCAUCAUGGCCAAGAUGGCCCGGCCCAAGAAGCGGGCGCAGACGCUGCUCUUCAGCCAUCACGCCGUCAUCUCCGUGCGGGACGGCAAGCUCUGCCUCAUGUGGCGCGUGGGCAACCUGAGGAAGAGUCACAUCGUGGAGGCCCACGUGCGGGCCCAGCUCAUCAAGCCCUACAUGACGGAGGAGGGCGAGUACCUGCCCCUGGACCAGCGGGACCUCAAUGUGGGCUACGACAUCGGGCUGGACCGCAUCUUCCUGGUGUCCCCCAUCAUCAUCGUCCAUGAGAUCGACGAGGAGAGCCCGCUCUACGGCAUGGGCAAAGAGGAGCUGGAGUCGGAGGACUUUGAGAUUGUGGUCAUCCUGGAGGGCAUGGUCGAGGCCACAGCCAUGACCACCCAGGCCCGCAGCUCCUACCUGGCCAGCGAGAUCCUCUGGGGCCACCGCUUCGAGCCCGUGGUCUUCGAGGAGAAGAGCCACUACAAGGUGGACUACUCACGUUUCCAUAAGACCUACGAGGUGGCCGGCACGCCCUGCUGCUCGGCCCGUGAGCUCCAGGAAAGCAAGAUCACCGUUCUCCCUGCCCCUCCGCCACCGCCCAGUGCCUUCUGCUACGAGAACGAGCUGGCACUCAUGAGCCAGGAGGAGGAUGAACUAGAGGAGGAAGUGGCCGGCCUCGGGCUGGAGGGUGGCUCCAAGGACGACGGCGGCAUCAUUCGCAUGUUGGAGUUUGGGAGCCACCUGGAUCUGGAGCGGAUGCAGGCCACCUUGCCCCUCGACAACAUCUCCUACCGCCGGGAGUCGGCCAUCUGACCUCGGCCCCUCCCGUCUAGCCCCGUGUCCCCUUUGACGUACCCGUUCCCUAACUCCUUGUGGGAAGAUCCCCCUUUCUAGACAGGAGAAAGACUAGCAGACCACGAACAUCCCCUCCCUCAGUAGCCCUGGGACAAACAUUCCUCCCUCCCAAGGACAGAAGCCACCCAGGCCACGUGGGGCCGUGAGAAGUGGGCUCUAUUCCCCAUGCCUUCUCAUUGCAGCACCCAAGAAUUAGACCUUGGCAGUGGGGAAGCCCCUGUCCCUGAGUUCUGCCAUACCAACCAUCCCCCCAGCCCACCGUUGUGGGCCUCACUGUCAGACUCCACCUAGGGACCAGAACUGUCCGACAUGGCACCCCAGGCCCUGGAGAACUUGGGGAAGGCUCCUGGGACAGAUGGGGUGGGGGGAGCUCACCCAGAGGCCAGGGCUGGGAGGCAGGUUGGGAGAAAGCAGAGAGAAAGGUUUACCUUGCAUGUUUGUGCCCUGUCACACAUCCUUUGUAAAUAUACACAUAUAUCUAAGGCCAAGAAGAGAUCCAAGCCAGAUUCUUCCAUUUCCCGGGGCAGGACGAGGAGGUGAAGCUGGGCCCCUCUUCCCCUCCUUCAUGGACCGGCUCUUGGGGCUCCUUGACCCCUGGGCUACCUCAGAGUGAGGGGUGCAGACUGAGGAAGCCCCUGGGGUCAGGGCUGGAGCACCACUCCCUCCACGUGCAGGCCCCACCUCUGCUGGCCCCCAGACCUCCCUCCCACCCCCAGCUUCUGCCCUUCCUCCCUACCCUGCCAACACACAAUUGUACAAUGGGAUUUUUAAUGA